CAGGCAGGUAGUGAUGAGGCUGAGGUCCGCGGCGGAGCGAUCUGCGCCACGACAAAGAGCCGAUGUUAGCCGCAGCUUGAUCCCACUCAGGGCGCGCGCCGUAUUAUGCUGCAAACAAAAGCGUAAAAGGCGAGAGGGCUCACCGUCCACUUUUCACUAACUCGGCCUACUUCUUGGUAGUUUAUUUUAGUUGAGUAAAGAUUUCGUGCGUGGGCCAAUGGAGAAGAAAAGGUGGGAUUGUACUGCUCUUCCCAAGGGCUGGAAAAUGGAAGAAGUGACCAGAAAGUCCGGUUUGUCAGCUGGGAAAAGCGACGUGUAUUAUUUUAGUCCAUCUGGGAAGAAGUUUCGGAGCAAACCUCAAUUGGCUCGUUACCUUGGAAACCAGAUGGACCUGAGCUCCUUUGAUUUCCGCACAGGAAAGAUGCUGAUGAGCAAACUCAACAAGAACCGGCAGAGGAUGAGGUACGACAACAACAGCCAGAACAAGGGCAAACCAGAUUUGAACACAUCCCUCCCAGUCAGGCAGACAGCUUCUAUCUUUAAACAGCCUGUUACAAAAGUCACCAAUCACCCCAACAACAAAGUGAAGACAGAUCCUCAAAAAGCUGUUGACCAGCCGCGACAGUUAUUUUGGGAGAAGAAACUUAGUGGGCUCAAUGCUUUCGACAUUGCAGAGGAACUUGUAAAAACAAUGGAACUCCCAAAAGGUUUACAAGGUGUUGGUCCAGGCUGUACAGACAAAACUCUUUUAUCAGCGAUUGCAAGUGCUCUUCACACGAGUGCGGCUCCCAUCACUGGUCAGCUGUCUGCAGCAGUGGAGAAAAACCCUGGCGUGUGGCUCAACACAGCACAGCCACUGUGUAAAGCAUUCAUCGUCACAGAUGAAGACAUCAGGAAGCAGGAGGAGCUGGUGUACAGUGUGAGGAAAAGGCUGGAGGAGGCGCUUAUGGCCGACAUGCUGGCCCACGUCGAGGAGGCCGCCAAUGAAGGAGAGACUCUGAAGGAGGAGGGCAAUGGCAGUGAGGACAGUGAGAAUGUAUAGCACAGGAUUUGAAGUUCAAAAGUUUUGGUUCCUGAUUAUUUUGUCACAAACAAGUACUGAAGUCUCUCUCUUCAUCAUUGUCUGAACUGCAUCAUGGAUGAAUACUUUUUUGGACAACAGAUAAUUUAAAUGACUGGGGUUUUGAGGUCAACCGAUUUGGAUCAUAAGAUGGUUUUUAAUCCAAUUUAUUUGAAAUAUGAUAUUUAACCUCUGUGAAUAUAAUCAGUGUUUGCAAAAAGGUUUGUAUGUUGGCGACAAUCACCCAAAUUGUUUUUUCUGGCGAUAGAAUAUGUGGUGAUUUUGUGUUAUUGACACAUUUCUAUGUUACAUUUUUUUAUCAUGCACUCCAAUAUUUUUGAGCCAGGCAGACUUUUUCAAACUAGAUUUAGCAGUACGAGCUAAUCUGAAAGAACUGUUGAAGUAUAUGCUACAACCACAACUUGUUUUUGACCUCAGUUAUUUUGUGAGUCAUUUUCAGUAUUGACCAAAGAGGAGACAUUUUGUUUUGUAAGUACAAAAACGAUGGAAGUUAACCUGAACGUAGACUGACUAUAAUGCUAAGGGACUUGAUACCUCCUCUUUCUGUUCAUUGUAAUUACAGGUGCUUUAUUGGUGCUGUUUCACACUGCAUUUUUGUACCAGGAUUUCACAGCUUCACCCCAUGUUAUUUCAACUUUUUAAUGUUACUACACACAGACUGCCUCCUCUACCCACGCACAAAACUGGUCAUGAGUAAUUUUGUAUUUUUAUCCCUGUUGAUUAUUAUUAUUUCUAUUGGAUCCACUGAAAUCCUGUCAUAUUGUGUAUCAACAGGCUGUAUGCAGAAAUUGAUUGUAUUAUUAAAAUUAGUCCAAAUGUCACCAA
This is a messenger RNA of Periophthalmus magnuspinnatus, 1906 nucleotides long. RefSeq names its product methyl-CpG binding domain protein 3b (gene mbd3b). NCBI's taxonomy places the organism in Eukaryota, Metazoa, Chordata, Actinopteri, Gobiiformes, Gobiidae. The transcript is spliced from 7 exons. The record is from RefSeq and is a predicted model, not a curated record. Gene Ontology annotation, molecular function: DNA binding. The coding region runs from base 218 to 1042 and encodes 274 amino acids.